Messenger RNA from Ilex paraguariensis (yerba mate), 1146 nucleotides. The record is from the annotation of a GenBank genome assembly. NCBI's taxonomy places the organism in Eukaryota, Viridiplantae, Streptophyta, Magnoliopsida, Aquifoliales, Aquifoliaceae.
AUGAGAGGUGAUCCUUUGGGUAAUCAUGUCCAAGAGCUCAUAAACGAGGGCCAUGGCACCGAAAGGCCUAUCUCUCAGGACUGGCCUGAUCUACCACCGUUCAUCAUCUCCGAAGCUCCUAAGAACAUGCGUCAACUACACCCACAAGCCUAUGAGCCUACGCUAGUCUCAAUCGGCCCAGUUCAUCACUCCGACGAGGGGCUGCUACCGAUGAUACAGGAUAAACUCCGGUUCUAUUUGCGCCUCUCGGAACAACUAUACGGAUCACGUGACAUAGAUAACGAAAUCAAAAGAAAAGCAGACAAUUUGGCACACAAAGCAAAGUCUUGCUAUCCCCAUACUUAUGNCAUGCGUCAACUACACCCACAAGCCUAUGAGCCUACGCUAGUCUCAAUCGGCCCAGUUCAACACUCCGACGAGAGGCUGCUACCGAUGAUACAGGAUAAACUCCGGUUCUAUUUGCGCCUCUCGGAACAACUAUACGGAUCACGUGACAUAGAUAACGAAAUCAAAAGAAAAGCAGACAAUUUGGCACACAAAGCAAAGUCUUGCUAUCCCCAUACUUAUGGCAUGACAGACUCUGAUUUUGGGUUGAUGUUGGCCCUUGAUGCUUGCUUCAUCCUAGAGCUAUUUCGCUAUGCUAAACAGGGUAUUGUUGUGGAUGACCCCAUCUUUAGGGCAAGAUGGAUGCUGCCUGCGAUUAGGUUGGAUUUAAUCAAGUUUGGGAACCAAUUACCAUUUUUCGUACUCGAAGCAUUAUAUGAUCUUACUAGCUCAGGUAAUGAAUCACAACCACCUCUGACCAAAUUGGCAGCAAACUUUCUGGCUCCUUUAGUUCCCAAUGCACAUGAAUGGUCUCUCCCAUUUGACAAAAAACCUACACAUUUACUUGCUUUUAUUCACUCGACCUUUAGUCCCAUGUCUCACAAUUGUUCUGUAGCCAUCUCUGACGUCAAUUUGCCAUGGGACGGGAGGUGUUUAGUAAAGAGUACCAACGAACUCCAGAACCAUGGAAUCAGACUCAAAAAAGGGGACUAUGGCCUCCUAAACAUCAAUUUUGACCCAAGCACGGCAGUGUUAGAAAUACCCUCCCUUGUAAUCAACCACGACACUGNGUCAAUUUGCCAUGGGACGGGAGGUGUUUAG